This is a messenger RNA of Trifolium pratense (red clover), 1899 nucleotides long. RefSeq lists its product as uncharacterized. The record is from RefSeq and is a predicted model, not a curated record. Lineage: Eukaryota; Viridiplantae; Streptophyta; Magnoliopsida; Fabales; Fabaceae. Bases 108 to 1037 code for a protein of 309 amino acids. The transcript has 2 exons.
CUAGAGUCAAAGAAAGGAAAAGGACCAAAAGAUAUCCAGUAUCUAGAUUUCGUCAAAAAGACUAUGAGAAGGACAAGUAUUGCAGCAAAGCAAGGUGUGAAAUGUGAAUGUCACAACACAAAGCAAAUCAAAAUCAAAAGAAACCAAAUAUGCUUCCACUAAAGCUGGUUCGUUCUUUGAUCUUAGGUGAAACCAUCAACAACAACCCUCACUUUCUAAACCAAAAUCACCAUCAACAUGAACAAGAAUCAUCAUCCAAUGAAACAACAAAAACAAGAACAAGAAGAAGAAGAAGAAAAACAAGAUUAAAAAAAAGACCAGGUCUUUUGUUUCUCCCAACAAAAGAAAUCAUAACAAACACAUAUAAACUUGCAACCAUUGCAAGAGAUUUAGGAAUGAAUUUACAUCCAACACCAUCACUUUCUCACAUCAUUUUCUCAAACUCAUCUUCAACACCAUCAACAUCUUCUUCUUCACCUUCAACACCAUCUACUUCUUCUUUCUCUGUCUCUUCAGCUUCUUAUUCUCUCUUAAACGACGCCGUUCCUAUUCCUUUUCCUUCUUUCGCUACAGCGCCAUUGACCCAUCUUCGUUUUUUUGUUACCCUUUUCCCACGCGCCUUCAAGCUUGUUCUUUUCAGCUCCGAUGGAGAUUCUGACGCUGUUGGGUCAUGUGGUGGAGGUGUCAGUAACUGGGAUUGUGGUUCUGUUUCUCUCUGUUCUCGGGUCACCGGAAACCGGGUUGAUACUAUGGACGAGUUUUGCCGGAUUCUUGCAGGGAAAGGUUGGACCUUUUUUAAAACCAAAGAAAACCCUUCGGUGGAUUAUCACGGCGGUGGAGGUGGUGGCAAUGGUGGUGGUGUUUAUCUUUUUAGGAAGGUGGAUGUGAACCGGGUUCGGGUGGGUCGGGUUGGAACACCUGAUGGAGCAUGCAGAAUGAGGGAGCUGAGAUUGCCCUAUUUGGAUUUUGAAAAUGCUCCUUUGAGGAUUUUGCAGUAUAUUUUGUUGAUGACUGAUGAUAUAUUCUGUUUGGCAUGAAAAUAAUUUGGAGUGUUGAAAUGCAAAUGAUGAUUUAAUGGAAGGGUCAAAGUGAUUCAUUCAAUCUCUUAACUUCAUCAUCUAUGUGUUGUAUUGGAUUCAUAAGAUGGUGAAGGAUUUUCCAUGGAGAGAGUGAAAUACUGAAAUCCUAUGAUUGUUAAGGAUUUUCCACUCCAUUGAAUAAUGCACAUGAUUUGGCUAUGGAGAGGCUGGUGGAAGGAAAUGAAGCUAAAGAGGUUUGUUACUCUGAAGAGCUAUACAGUUCCAAUGAUGAUAGUAGCAAAGUUGCAUUUGGUAUGUGAUAUUCAAAUCAAAGAUGCUCGAGCUAUCAUGGAUUGAUUUCACUGUUGAAUUUGAAAGAAGUUAUUUAUGAUUCUCAACAAAUAAGGACUAUUCUAUGUCCUGUAGAUUUGAGGCUAUUAAUUGAUGAUGCUGGUGCCCACUUUUUGUGUGUCUUAAGAGCUGCAAGAGAUUUUAUAGUUUACUGCACUGAUCUAUAAUUGCAGCUACCUACAGUUAGGUUCAUUAAUCUAUCAUAUCAAUGAAUGUUUCUUUAAUAGGAAAACAUGUUGCAUACUAUAUCUUAAUACUGUGGAAUCACUGAAUACUACUGGGUCUUCUGCUGAAUUGAGAUGAAAUGCACCCAUUAAUGCCCCCACAAAAGCAUAAGCAGUGGCAGAAUUGGUUGUGUACUUGUUAGAAUUAGAAGCACUUUUAGACAUUAAUUUUUUAGGGUAACCAUUUUGUAACUCUUUAUAUGGUAUUGUAGAAACUAAUCUCAUGUGGGCAAAUAUAUAUUUGUCUCUUACAACAUAUAUUUUUGCUUAUGUGCAUGUGACCAGAGAUUAAACUUCUGAUCAAA